AUGUAAUCAUUAGAGUAGCAUUCUUAAGCAAAGGCUUAAGAAUUGAUCUAGUCUUUAGAAGUAAAAAUUUAUUCAUUUUAAUAAUUAGUAUUGCUAUGUACAUGCAACUUCUGAUGAUCUCUAGAAGAUUAGGUAAAACAAAUAUGUUAAAUUCUUAUAGAGGAAUAGAGGAGCCUUAACAUGACAAGGGAUAGCUUUAAUUGAUCUUAUCUCAGGUUGAAGAUCUUGAUGAAUCAUUAUAUAAAGAGAUUCUGGAAAUGGUAAGAAAAGAGAAAAUUUCAGAUCUUUUGAUAUUUUUAAGAAACAAUUAAAACCUAAAACAUUUAAAUGAGAAGGUGAAAAGAAAAAUUCAAAAAAUAACCAAUUAGAAACCUAGAGGAAAAUGACUUUAAUAAGAAGGACUAUUCAUCGGAAGGAUUAGAAGAAAGGAAAAAAGAUCUUGUCAAGAAAAUAAAACAAGAUAGAAACCUCAUAGAAUUUUUGAAAUUCCUAGUCCAUAUUACAGCCAUUGAUGAAAAAUUUAUAAGAUGCGGAUCAAAUUCUCUACACUUAUUAAUUA
Molecule: messenger RNA, 559 nt
Organism: Paramecium sonneborni
Lineage: Eukaryota; Ciliophora; Oligohymenophorea; Peniculida; Parameciidae
Source: the annotation of a GenBank genome assembly